Oryzias latipes (Japanese medaka) is the source of this 6398-nucleotide messenger RNA. RefSeq names its product fibroblast growth factor 11b (gene fgf11b). Lineage: Eukaryota; Metazoa; Chordata; Actinopteri; Beloniformes; Adrianichthyidae. The record is from RefSeq and is a predicted model, not a curated record. Gene Ontology annotation, molecular function: growth factor activity.
AGGAGGAAAAGGGAGGUGGGUUUGGUGAGGACUGUGGGAAAGGAGCAUCCCGAGGCAGAGGAGGAAUCUCUGUCCGUCCGAGUCCAUGUCUCCACUCUGUUCCCGGCUCUCUUCUGUCAAAGACAGUCAGCGUCCUGCCUGUUCCACCUCUGGAUCUAACUCCGCUGGAUUACCCCCCCACACUCCUGCCUCAUUAUUCCAUGCUGCAGCUUUUAAAUGGGAGGCAAAGUUGGACCUCCGUGGACCGCCAAAAUGGUGACAAACAAUUUGAUUUUUCUUGUGCUUUUAAGAGCUUCCUAGCAUUCGCCAUGGUUUCUCUUUUCUUCACUAAAAGUGUUUUUAUAUGUAACAUUUUUUGAGCUUGUUUUCGCUGCUUUUUAAUGUUAAAGUAGGACAGCUAUUUUGCACUACAAUAUUUAGGCUGGUAAAGCAAAUUUGGAUGUGAAAUUUAAGUGGAGAUGAGGGUUAGAGAUAUUUGUUUCCAUCUUUGAAAAGUCAACCGUUCUAACCUUGGUUUUAGUUUACACCUGAAAAUGUGACUGUGGCGCGUUUCCCUGCACUCUCUUACGGCUAGAUUUUUAUUUUUAGCAAGAGUUGAGGUUUUUAAAGUGGACUACUUGUGAACUUGCAUCUCUCCCAGAUCCUCCCUCUCAAAGGAAGCCAUCAAGCUAAACUCUUUCCUGUUAACCCACUUAGUAUCCUGAUCUCCCCCGUGGGAGCUUCUGCCAAAGCUUUGGGCCAUAGUAGCAUUUUUUCUCUUUUUUGGGAGGAAUUUUGAAUUUUUUUAUUUUAUUUUUUUUUUGCUGAGAGGAGAAGCCAAACAAGCAACAGAAAAAAGGGCAGGAAGACACCCCCCUCCGCAAAAGUGAGAGGGGGGGAAGAUGGCAGCUCUCGCCAGCUCUCUCAUCAGACAGAAACGGGCGGUCAAGGACGAUCAGGCGAACCGACCGGUAGCCAACAAGCGCAAGCCCUGUCCUAAGAGCAACAAGUCUCUGUGCCAGAAACAGAUCCUGGUCCUGAUCUCCAAAGUUCGACUAUGUGGGGGUCGAAAAGGUCGAAACGAAAAAAGGCCAGAGCCACAGCUGAAAGGCAUUGUUACCCGGCUCUUCAGUCAGCAUGGCUUCUACCUGCAGAUGCUUCCUGAUGGCUCCAUUGGCAGCACAAAGGAUGAAGGCAGCUCUUUCUCUCAGUUCAACUUAAUUCCUGUGGGACUGCGGAUUGUUGCAAUUCAAGGGACAAAAACAGGGCUGUACCUUGCCAUGAACGGUGAAGGAUACCUCUAUACCUCGGAGAACUUCACCCCCGAGUGUAAGUUCAAAGAGAGCGUGUUUGAGAACUACUAUGUCACGUACUCAUCCAUGCUCUAUCGUCAGACCCAGUCUGGCCGCUCCUGGUAUAUUGGUAUCAACCGAGAUGGUCAAAUCAUGAAGGGCAAUCGGGUAAAGAAGACCAAGGGAGCGGCACACUUUGUGCCUAAAGUCAUAGAAGUUGCGAUGUAUAAGGAGCCAUCUCUCCACGAGCUCACCACCGAGCCAGUGAGUCCUCCUCGGAAGACAGUGAGGACGUCAGAUUCACCAACCCUAAAGAACGGACAGAAAGAAGCUCCCAGGGCGGAUGCUUCCUAGCACAGGAGGAGGAGGAGGAGGAGGCUGGGAUGAAGGGCAGCAGUGACACUGGAAACACAGCUGUCCACGAGGCAGUGAGGAUGGCACGAAAGGGUGCUCCAACCCCCCACCCCCCAUCCCCAACGCCACAUCCCACAAGUGCACUGCAAUUCAUUGAGGAGCAAAAGGGUCAGCAGUCCAUCAGCAGGAAGGGAGACCCCGCCCUCAUCUGAAGCAGCCUAGCAUCACAACCAGGACCACACCCCCUGUAGUCCAUUUUAUUAUUUCAGUGUCUUCUGUGACUUUUUAAUGCUCCUUUUUCCCCCAUCUUGGAUUUUUGUCUGUCAGAUGAAUUGAUUUCUUUGCUGCAUCAUCCCCCCUAACCACGAGGCCCUUUAUCUGCACAGAAGGUGGAGACCCUGUGGCCAAGCUGUCAGCAUCCACCUACCAGCAAAAGCAAACCAUCAGGGUCAAGUGAAGUUCAAAGUCAGAUGAACCAGAUUAGGCUGCAAAGCAAUUUGCAGUCAGACUCGAUCUUUUACAGUUAAUCGCAUUAGAACUAAAACCAAUCAGUUGGGUUUUGAUUUUCAUCUGUGUCCUUGAUUAUGAUUUGAUAAGAACGAUGCUCAAAAGGAGACUUUUUUAUGACAAUAUGACUAAAAGCAUGAGCAUGAAAAUGCCUUACGAUGACACUAAAAAUGAGGAUUAUUUUCUUCACAAAAAAAUGACGAAAAAGUAGAAAUAGAAUUACAAAUGGUUCAAGUAAAUUCAUGUCAACAAACAUCUUAAUAAGGAGGAUUUUUCAAAGCAAUUCCAAAAGGUCAAUUCAAAUAGGAGAAAAGAGAUCAGUGAGUGUGUGUGCUGACUUGAUAAAGGGUGCAAAUAAGCAACUGGGACUAAAGUCAAGCCCGGGACGGAUCUGAGCUGAGAAACCUGAAGGGAACAGCAACAUUUACUUCACUCAGCAUCUGCUGUCAGCAUAAAGGCGAGCUUGAAGCCCCACAUCAAAGCCAGAGAGCCUGUGAGCUGCUGCACUUGUUAUUCUGAUAAUGUCUACUAGCUUAUCCACUCACUGGCUUUAUUAAAUCACCUUGGAAGAAUUGCUAUGAAGAAUGGAGUCAUCUGAAUGAAUGUCUGGGUGUGCUUAACCUCGUGUGAGUGGGUGUCUGUGGCCGUGCAUUCAGAGUCUGUGCUCGCUUGAAAGUAACUAAGAAGAGGAGAUCGCUCCCUGUUUGCCCUUCAGUCAAAGAAACAACAAAUUUCUUCUAAUGUGGGCAUCUAUUUUUCUUUUUUUCUUUUGGAAAGCUUUAGUGCAGCAUGAGGCGGGAUUCCAGGUCAGACAGAGUUUGUGAGAGCUGCACAUAUGAAAACCACUAAAAAAACUCAGUUCCCCCAUUAAACAAAGAGCAUGCAUGGACACCAUUAAAAAAGACUGCAACUAGGCCCCUUUCUUUCUGUCUGUCAGGAAUUAUAACACUGGAACUAGGGGUGUAACGAUUCAUUUUAACAAUGACUCGAUUCAUAUCAUGAUUUGUGGUUACCGAUCCGAUUCAUAGUCGAUUUUGGUUGAUUUUUCACUGACCAAAAAUUGAUCCAGGACAUCUUUAGCCUAAUAUUCCAGCAGUGUGACUCAGAGAUAAAUACCUGGCUACUGAACAGUGCAAGAGAAGUUUCCCUUGUAUUUUUUGCAAGAUAUUCAAGUGUAAAUCAAAACAAUCCAAAAGGAACAUUAUUUGAACAUUCUACCACACUGUAUGGUCACAUGUCUUUUCUAAAUUCAAAGUGUUUGGACUGGAAUGAUGGCUUAAACAUUUUUUGCUGUCAUGACAUGUGUGUUGGUCAUUUUUACCCACCGUGCCUAUUGGAAAAUAUUGGAAUAUUGGAAAAUGGUAUUUUUCAAUAUUGAUUAUAAUCAAUUUAUUUCAUUGUGAAACAAUUUUAUAAUGGUUAAGGUCAAUACGAUUUCAUUAACUUGUCUCAGACAGAUCAAUUUGGUUGGAUCGGACAAACAAAAAUCAAUUAUUCAAUUUAUCGAUUCAUUGUUACAUCCAAAACUGUAACCCUAGAAAAGUUGAAAAAUAGGGGUUACCAUGAAUUGCAUUUGAAUUUGUAACUGUGUCCCAAAGAGGUGAUGGUAACCGGAUGUGAAACGAGGGCUAUCCAAAUGUGUCGAGGGUGAAAGAAAGUCAGAAUUUGUGAGCAGAAUUGCAAAGAGGCUACGGCUUGAAGGCGGUUGUUUGGAAAGAGUGAGGGAUUAGCAGGUGAAUUCUUCAGGAAUGUUGAUAAGGAAGGUACACAGGAGAAGAGGUUCAGCAGUUGGGAGGCAACGUGUGGAUAGGAUCAUGAAGGUGAGGCUCGGCACACUUUUGUGGCCGGGAGAAUAUUCCAAUUCUAAUGGCAAGUUGUAGACAAAUAAAAUCUAAAUUUUCCAGUUCUGUAAUCAAAGAAUCUGCAUAUACAUUUUUCAAAAACCCUUACAGGAAUUUCAAGGUGCAGAUUGAACCAAAAAUAUUCAUCUUUUUUUUCGUAUAAUAAAGUGCACAUAUUUCAAAGUAAUCCUGAGUUGGAUGUAACUUAAUGUCAAAUACAGGUUUUUCCGCACAUGAAAGCUGCCGGGCCUUACUGUAUUUUGUGUCAGUCUGAAGGAAUGCAACAGCAAGUUGUUUCAUGUUGAUUUUGCAAGUAGAUAAGGCAAGAACAGGGAAAGCUGUAAAUAUUGAAUCAUGUGGGGGAAAAAAGGAAUGAUUUCUUUUGAAAAAGAUUUAGAAUAAGAAGCGUAAAACUCAAAAGCAAUGUGAAACAGGUGGAAAGUGCAGCUGUCUUGUCGUAGGAGGUCAAAAACCCAAAAUUGACUUUUAAAGUUGUUAUUCUGGUCCAAAAUCUGCAAUGGGUUUAAUUUCCAGCACUUAUUGUUACCCUCUACAGUUGCAUGUGUGAAUCAAAAAAAAAAGCACAUGACUCAAACAAAAGUAAAUAUCAAUACUAAAAGUCAAACUUCCACCCUGCUAUUGCUGCAAAAAACAAAAGACAUUUAAAAGUCCAUUUUAGACUCUAUGAACAUAUCUGGACUCAAAAAUAUAGUUUGAAAAAACAAAUUAAUUAAAAAGAGCACCCACACGUAUUUGUAAGAAAAUACAAAAGUUUUAGACGGAACAAAAACAUUUUCAUAAACUUGAAAAACUGGAAAAAUGUUCCACCCUCCAGGUGUUCAGGCAGUCACCUGAGAAAGGGUUUAGACAGGCUUUUGAACGUUGAGUCAAUAGGAUUGAGGUGGUCUUAGCAAAUUUUAGGCAUCGUCAUUUCAUCCCAAAUGUUAAAGAACCCAAAGAUACAUUACAAUAAGUACAACCUAACGUGUUUUAGAGUCGACUUUAACAAAUAAGUCACUGCAAACAACUUUAACGGGCGUUUUUAUAACCUGCAAUGAAAAAAAGAGCUAUGCUUUGUUUCUUUUGUAGUUUUUUCGUUAAAGUGUGCUCUGAGAGUUUUCUAAGAAAAUCCACCAAACUGGUUUCAUAUUAGUUGGAGGAGAAAUAAAAGUUUCUAUUGCUUUACUAAUUUUCUUUUAAAGAAUUUCAUCAUUGUGGUGACUCCUUCAUACAACUACAAUCUUAUACAACCUUAAUACAUGGAAAUUUACUUAUAAUUGCAUCAUGUGGCGCAAAAUUUAAAUGUUUUUUUUUGUUUUUUUCAUGUUUGUAUGUUGCUGAAUUGCUGUUUUUAUUUUUCUUGUUUGAUGUACAGAAAAGAGAGGGCUUUUGUAGGGAAUGGAAAGAGUUUUACUUUUACAUCCUGGGAACUCUGUUGUGUUUCCAAUCAAUCAGUUCAGGAAUGGAAUCCAAAUAGAGAAAAUGGUUGAGAGUUCCAUAAUUCCAGAGAAAAACUGCAGAUGGACUUUCAUUAUCUCAAAUCUGCCUGUUUGCAUUUGUGUUAAUAGUGUAUUUGUGCACUGUUUGUGUCAAACCUUAUAGGAAGUGGAUUAUGCAUAUUUAUUUUUCUCCUGUAGUACCGUAUGUCCUUUAGUCUGCACCAAAACAUAUCCACUCUCAUACGAAUCCUAAGUGAAAUUCUUCCAGCCAGAAUGCCACUGUGCAGCUCCGCUGUGUUUUUGGUGACAGAUGCAAUGAAUUCCUGUGAAAACAGCAGAAUAACUUAGUUGUGCUUGUGCCUUGGUGGUCAUGCAAGUCUUCCAGGGUUGUUCCACAAAGGCUUAUCUCUUGCUCUUUCAGACUGUUGACUUCUCCAUCUCUCUAAACAAUCCUCUCGUCUUCCAGACACAAAAAUUGUUUUCUGUUUUUGAAGGAAGAAAAAAAGAAGAAGCCAUAAGUAAAGUGAGCCUUGGUACUGGUCAGCCACUGAGAGCUGGCCUGACUCCCCAGUCCCCGCCUUCACGAGUGAUGGCAGGGAUUUAAAGACAUGCUGGACUCCUCAAUAUUGAACAGAAGAUCACAUGGUUGCAGCUUUUCUGAACACUCCAAAAAGCAGCAAGACAAAAGCCAGCAAUAUGCAACGAGACCUAGCAGUCCAGACUCAAGGAGGGAAAACAAACCUACAAGGCUCACUUCAAUCGAAAUCUGCAGGCAACUAUUGUAAUCUUUUUCUUUUUUCUUGAAGCAUGCACUUGUGACUCCUCAAGGUUGACUCUCUCUCUCAAGAGACAAGCCCUUGAUUCGCCCUCUCUUCAUGUCUGUCAUUUAACGUGUACAUUUCUACUACAACUCCUAUGAAUCAACGGAGGAGUCCUAUUCUGGAAUAUUAUUCAAUAAACAAACAUAUAUUUCUAUGAUUGUAAAA